This is a messenger RNA of Lytechinus pictus (painted urchin), 2845 nucleotides long. RefSeq lists its product as uncharacterized. Gene Ontology annotation, molecular function: taste receptor activity. The coding region runs from base 196 to 1623 and encodes 475 amino acids. Gene Ontology annotation, biological process: detection of chemical stimulus involved in sensory perception of taste; sensory perception of chemical stimulus. The transcript has 4 exons. Gene Ontology annotation, cellular component: membrane. The record is from RefSeq and is a predicted model, not a curated record. NCBI's taxonomy places the organism in Eukaryota, Metazoa, Echinodermata, Echinoidea, Temnopleuroida, Toxopneustidae.
GCCAUUUAGCAUUUAGGGUGUGAGUAGUAAUUGUCUGUUUGUCGGUAGCCGUCGCGGGGUUUUAUCGAAAAGGUUCGACUUAAGCCAUGAACAGCUCAGCUAGUCGAUUCGUCUGCAUUAUUUGAAACAGAUCCAUAGAGUAUAGGCUUUAUACUACUCCCAUAUUUCUCGAAGAAAGAGAAAAUAGCUUCUAAAAUGAAUCGUAUUGCUGUUAUUGGGAAGAUGGAAUCUGCAACAAAACAAGAUCAACCUCCAAGGAAUGAUGUGAAAGUAAAUCUUCUUUGGAAUGAGAUGUUAGAACCCCUUCUUUUGACUUUGAAGAUCGUUGGAGUCUAUCACGAAACAGCUUUCGAGGGCGCCCUCAAAACUCAGGGCCAGGCUGAAGGUUCAGGAUGGUUUCCUGAUGCUGAUCCUGAGCCACCUAGGUCGAAGAGUUGGCGGAAUGGUAUUUCUCGAGUAUACCACGCUUUGGUGUGUAUAUACCUGUGGCUGAAUACGAUCCGGAUGACAUAUGCUAUUGCUCUGAAUGACAGGUACGGAAUAUUCUCGCAAGAACUGAUAACAAUGCAAGUGUACUUUUACAUCGUAUCUAUCUGCAAUACCAUCAUGUUCGUAGUGUGUUACAGGGACAAAUGCAUGCCCUACUUCCGGCGUCAUUGGAACUCUUCGGUCACGUCCCUUCAAACAAGACGAACACAUUGCUCAUUGGACAAAACGACCCUAAACACGAAAGACGAAAUUAAUGAGAAUCAGCACAAAACUCCCGUAAGAUACAACAAAUGGGCUAUGCUUGUAACGGUAACAUGUACUUGUGUCAUGCUUAUCAACAUUGCCGGUAUGGUAUUCUCAACAUUUGGCUUCGGACUAAACCCGCUGACUUCAAUGGGCAUCUGUGGACCGUGGCUUUCAGAGCCAUUUUGCGGCAUUAAUUUGAUAUUCGCAGUUUAUUCAAAUGCUGCUUAUGCAUUUCCGGGUGCUCUUUUCUCGCUCAUAUGUCACAACAUUUCGUUGCAAUUUGAAAAUUUGUCAGAGGAAUUCGACCAGGCUCUCAACUCUUCCCACCCGAUUGAUAAAAAGACACUGAAUUGUUUUCGGCGAAGACAUGCUGUUAUUUGCCACACUGUCGAGGUUGCUGAUGAUGUAUUCUCUCCUUUUGUGGGAGUCGUGUACUUGACGAACAUUCCACUCAUUAUCUUUCUGUUGUAUGAGCUCUUUUAUCUUGCUAAUGGAAACCUAUUGUACAUCAGUAUGACGCUCUGUUGGCUCCUCGUCUGUUCCACCAAUGUGUUAUUGCCGUCCCUUUUCGCAGUGCAAGUAUAUGAAAAGGCUCAUUCCCUACGCAGACGUGUGCACGAACUACAGAUGGACACGUUUGACUCAGAUCUAUCUCAGGUCCAGCUUCUAUUCUUGGCCCGGUUGGACGGACCAGAAAUCGGCAUGACGGCUCUUGGUUGCUUCGUUAUUACUAAGGAACGGGUUUUAGCGGUUGUCAGCACGUUGAUCACUUACUUCACCAUCCUCCUCCAAUUUCAACAAACCACUCCUACUACUGAUAUCACCAUGGCAACGACGAACAUGACAACAAAUAUUCCCUCUUUCAGCCGUACUUCUCCUGAACCAUGAUCAUUUAUGUCCAAUUGACACUUGGAAGGUGAUCGUAAACUCCUCAUUAUCCUCGUGGGUUGGCGUACGACGAUCUGUGUAUAGUCUCUACGAUCUUGUUUAAGGCAGAUCUAGACAGUUCUACCAAUAGGAUAAGGUCAUUAUGUAGCAAAAGAAAAGUGGAAUGUGUAUAGUGUGUAUAUAUAUCUACAUGUAUAUUUGUUAACAGUUUGCGCAUACUGUGUAGUAAUGUAGUAAUAAAUUUUCAAUAAUUAUUUUUACAAUAAUUGAAUGAAAACUUAUUUUUGAAUACUGAAAAAGUUGAACGAUGCGAUUUCAAUUCAGAUGUAAAGGAUGAAUAUGAUCAUCAUGGUUAUAAUUAUAUAUGAUUUGUAUAAUAUUGACUGGCCUUGAAGGGAACACCAGAUAUAUUGCCCGCAACAGAAUUGGCCAGAGUCUCUAGACGAGGGCAAUAUGAUUCUUUUAAGGGAGAGAGAGAGAGAACGAAUUUCAUGCAUUUUUUCCAGUAAAAUUUAUUCAAGUCCACAAUUUUCAUACCGUCUUAAUCAAGUGAUAUACAUAUUAUGUAAGCUUACAUACACCCAUCCCCUUCCUUGGAAACGUGAUAACAGAGGCGAUGUAUAUUCCCAAUUACAUCUAAUCGCAUUUAAUGAUGAUAAAAUUAUUAAUAAUAAUCAUGACAAAAUGAUAAUAAUAAUAUAAAUAAAAAUAAUGAUGAUAUGUCUAUUUAAAUAGCGCAGUUACAUUGUGCAUAUACACAGCUGCGCUUUGAUACUUGGCAUCAUCAUUACACCGGCAGUAGCUGAGCCGCCAUAUCGGCGCUAAAGCGAAAUAAAUUCUACCUGGUACCCAUUCAUCCAUUCAUCCAUAUAGAUAAAUAGAGUGCAGAAACUAUUCACAUAUCAUAUAUCAAUCAUAUAUUUUACUGUUCUCAUAAUGGUUAUAAUUAAUGAAAUAAAUGAUAUAAAUGUGAUUCAAGUUUUGUUUUUAAGCUGUUUAUGAAUGGCGCUAUCCUGACUUCCAAGGGUAUAUAAGCCAUUCCAGAGUUUUGGGGCCACACAAGAAUAUGCUCGAUCACCUAGCAUCACUUUCGUUUGAGAGGAUGGGAUCUGUAAAAGCAAUUAAUCAUUUGAACAGCGUAUAAGUUGCGACCAUGUUGACUGGUUUAAGAACCUAACAAUUAUGGAUAAUCUUGAAAUAAAUCAAUUGUAUUGGAAAGUUU